CCACAGUUGCUGGCUGCCAGUCAGGAACUACGUCUUGUUCGUCACGACCAGUUUCUUGCACUGACGAUUCCUCGCAACGGUUUUCCCGUGGUGAGCACCUCUCUACUGGUGGCUGCGUGUUCGACAUUUUAGUGAAGCAUCUCGUACCCAUGUCGAACUGGAGUCUUUUGGUCACUUCCCGUUUUGCCGCCUCGAAGCCAGGAUGGCACCCAAGUUUUCGCGAGCAUCGGAUCUCUCUCAGCGUUCAUCCAUUCUUGUGCAGGAUGUGGGUCCUGACGACCUUGAUCUCGGUGACUGCUGGAAUGGGCAUGCUGUGAGGCCUGCACCACGUUGGCGAAUCGCAUACGCCGAGAAGAAAACACGGAGCGGCCCCACGUGGGGCUCACGCUUCGUAUCGCUCUCUUCCAAUGUGCGCAACGCUGGCGCUGCGAUAACCACCCGCGCGAAGCAAGUUCGUAUCCCCACGUCAACCCGCUUCUCCCUCAGUCGACUGUGUAAACCCACAGCAUUAUCAAGAGCAGCUUCCAUGCCGACUCAGCGCGUGCUCAAGGAGUCCGACUUCGACGACUGCGAUGGCCAACCCGAGCCGGAAGACGACAGCUAUGGCUCAGAGACUGGCAAGAAGCACUCGAAGCUCCAUUCAUCCCACUCGUGGACCCAAGGCAGCUCCUAGAGAAGAGUUGAUAUGCAUAAAGAAAGUGAGGAUAUCAUAGAAACCAAUAGAGCGUUAUGAAACCACUUCAACUUGUC
This is a messenger RNA of Phytophthora nicotianae INRA-310, 750 nucleotides long. RefSeq lists its product as hypothetical. NCBI's taxonomy places the organism in Eukaryota, Oomycota, Peronosporomycetes, Peronosporales, Peronosporaceae. The transcript has a single exon. The coding region runs from base 203 to 673 and encodes 156 amino acids. The record is from RefSeq and is a predicted model, not a curated record.